AUGUAUUUUACCAUUUUAUAUGGCUAAAAUGAUUAAGAUUAGAGUUUGAGAAAUCAAAUAAUAGUAUUUUCAAUUAAUGAAAUUGGUAUAUUCCUUAUUAAUUACGAUUAGUCAUUUCAGGAGUAUUUAUUAUAACAUUGUUUUCUUCUUAAGAGAUUUUCCAAUUCCCAUAUAGAGAUACCUUAAUGAAAAUAUCUUUAAUAAGUGUUUGGUUAUUAAAUUUAAUUAAUAUCACUCUAGCUUAAUCAUUCAUUUACAAAAGUACUUAAAAUUCUGUGGCAACAACCUUCAUAGCUUUGUUAAGUAUAGAUAUUUGAUAAUAUUUUAAGCCACUGGAUUAAUUUUUAGUUUAUUUUUGAAGGAUUAGUAGAAUAUUUAUUAGCCAAUUAUAAUUAUUAUUUGA
Molecule: messenger RNA, 403 nt
Organism: Paramecium pentaurelia
Lineage: Eukaryota; Ciliophora; Oligohymenophorea; Peniculida; Parameciidae
Source: the annotation of a GenBank genome assembly